This is a messenger RNA of Myripristis murdjan (pinecone soldierfish), 2255 nucleotides long. RefSeq names its product fibroblast growth factor 22 (gene fgf22). The record is from RefSeq and is a predicted model, not a curated record. The coding region runs from base 430 to 1104 and encodes 224 amino acids. The transcript is spliced from 3 exons. Gene Ontology annotation, molecular function: growth factor activity. NCBI's taxonomy places the organism in Eukaryota, Metazoa, Chordata, Actinopteri, Holocentriformes, Holocentridae.
ACACACACAUGCAUAUACAUCCCUGGACUUUAGCUCUGGAUUGGGAAAGAAGACCUCAACCCAAGAAGAGACAAACAAACAGAGGAACAAGGCACAAAACUGGACAAGAAUAUCUUACUUUUACAACUGGAUUCAAAUGACUUCUAGGAGUGGAUGAAUAGAAUCCAAAAAGUGCAGAAGAGGACAAGGAGACCAUGCUACCAAGUGGAGGAACUUUGACAAGCUCAUUUCAGUAGGAAGGCUUGCUGUCAGCCUGUUUCCUGCAGUGCAGAUUGGUCGUCGGUGACAUCCAGAGGACCUGCUGCGUGUGCCAUUUCCCUCCCUUCUCUGCAGGACUCCCACCCUCUUGUCAGCCCUCCACCGGGACAUCUCCUGAACAGCAGCAUGCCUACAGCUUGCGCAAGGUGCACCUUGGGAGUCUGACCCACCAUGUGCAGAUGGACGCCAUCCGAGGCUGGUCUCUGUCCUGAACCUGCCCUUGGCACUACAGCCGCCGCUGCAGCCCCUGCCGGGCGACUCCCUCCCCUGCCCAGCGCGGCCUCCCUUUGCCUAACAUGCUUCACCCUGCUCCUUCUCACCUCUGGCAUUGCCACAGGGGCCUGUCCUCCCGGGGUAGGGCAUGAACCCCUGCAUGUGCUGGCAAGUGGCAUCAACUGCUCGUGGACACUGGAAAGGCACACUCGCAGUUACAAUCACCUAGAGGGCGACGUCCGGCUACGGCGGCUCUACUCCGCCAACAAGUUCUUCCUCUGCAUUGACAAAACAGGCAAGGUGGACGGCACCCGCCGGAAAAACUAUGCUGACAGCCUGAUGGAAAUCCGAUCUGUCAGUGUGGGAGUUGUCGCCAUCAAAUCUGUCAGCACUGGGCUGUACUUAGCCAUGUCCAAGAAAGGCACGCUCUUUGGAUCGGUGAAGUACAACCCAAACUGCAAGUUCAAGGAGCGCAUUGAGGAGAAUGGCUACAAUACGUACGCCUCCCUCCGCUGGAAGUAUGGCGGGAGGCAGAUGUUCGUUUCACUGAAUGGGCGAGGGAAGCCGCGGCGAGGCCACAAGGCUAGGAGAAGACACCCGUCUACUCAUUUUCUACCCAUGCUCCCUUCCUAGCUGCCCAAGCCUGAACAGUGACCAGCAACUGGCUGGCUCACCACUGCACCUCACAUUAGUGUUGUAUGAUAUCAUUAUUUUUAUUAUUCCAUCCUCCUGUCUCAUGUAUUUGUUGGGGUUUGUAAUACUUGUGAGCUCACAGCGCUAUAGAGGUAGCAUUAAUAUGUGCUUUAACUUAUUUUCUCCGUCAUGUAGUGUAAGGUCCAAUAAUGCAAUCCAGUAGUUCUGCUGCCCUCUGAGGCCUCUAUCCAGUGAUGCUGUCUUUCUGUUAAAGCAAGUCUGCAGCUCAAGUAUAAGCUCAUCUGAACGAGGUUGCUGUGCUUACUUUAUCGGAUUCACCGAUUUCUCUUCAAACUGGAUACAGUGUGCUGCAUUUGGGCUGUAACACAGUGGACUGAAAAGGGAGAGCGAACAAACAUGCGGGACACUGAUUUGUCAUGUAGCUUUUUCUGGACAUUCAGCUUCAUAAAGAAUGGAGGCAUCUGGGAGAGGACGCUCAAGUAAAGAUAAUCAUGAUUAGUACAAAAAUAGAGGGGAAAAAAAUCUUUUGAGACAGCUCCGUUUCUGUUGUUUUUGUCUUCAUUGUUACUUGGGAUACACUGUCACCACUGGAUAAGAGACCUGCACCUGCACGAGCUUUGUAUAGAUGACAUAGAAAUCUCAUAUUGACUCCAACGCAUGGAUUGAUGUACAGUUCGCACUACAGCAAAUGUCUCUACUAGAUUACAGGAACUCAACAUGAAUUAAGCUAACUACUGGGGUCACAUGCUGGAUUUCCUGAGAUGAACUUUGUGUGUUUGUGUAAGCGUGCUUCUGUCAGCCUGCCUCUCCCACCCAAUACCCCACAACCACUAGCUUAGAGGUCAAUACUGGAAACAAAAUGCAAUGCAACACAUCUAGUCUCCGAUUCUUGGUCCAGAAUUCAAUAGUGAAAUAAUUAAUAAUCCCUUUGAGUCAUUUAAUGCAUUUUAGAGACUGUAGGUUCAGAAUACAUCACAUAGCUGCAACUUAAACAAUUAAUUUUGUAUACAGUAGUAACUGGUUUAUUGCAUAUUGCAUCUAUGUCGUCUUGCUAACAUUUUCUCGACAAAAAAGCUGUUGCAAAUAGAACAUUUAAUAUAUUUAAAACUUUUUUAUACUCUAUAACUGUU